AUGCGCUUAAAACAGGCCGUCGUAUGUGGUCAAUGCACUGUGCGGCUUAAUCGCCCUCUUCUACAGUAUAAAAGCAUUGUCUCCCAAUUCACAUUCAAACGCUCCAACAGUCAUGUCGCCCAAACCGAUCGGCCUGUCCGUGUGGCGGUCGUGGGCUCCGGCCCAGCGGGAUUCUAUGCUGCCUAUCGUCUUUUGGCUAAGCAAAAAGAUGCGAUAGUUGAUAUGUAUGAGAAACUACCUGUGCCAUUCGGCUUGGCUAGGUACGGUGUUGCUCCAGACCAUCCCGAAGUCAAGAAUUGCGAAGAUAAAUUCACCGAGGUGGCCGAGUCCACGCGCUUCAAUUUCGUCGGUAAUAUUGACCUCGGACAUGAUCUGCCGCUCGCUGCCCUCAAACCACACUAUGAUGCCAUCAUAUUCGCCUACGGAGCCACAAAAGAUAAGGAGCUGGGGAUUCCUGGAGAACAGGCUUUACAUAGCGUGCACUCAGCCCGUGCCUUUGUGGGGUGGUACAAUGGUCUUCCAGAGCACAGAGAUCUCGAUCCCGACCUAAGUGGAGAGAACGCCGUUGUUGUCGGACAAGGCAAUGUUGCACUAGACGUUGCCCGGAUUCUUCUUUCGGAUGUCGAUACUCUCAGAAAGACAGACAUAGCAGAUUAUGCUGUGGAAAAACUCGCCACAAGUCGUAUCAAGCGAGUGCGAGUUGUUGGGCGCCGCGGACCCCUACAGGCUUCCUUUACCAUCAAAGAGCUCCGUGAAAUGCUACAGCUUCCAGGUGUAUCAUUUGAUCCCAUUCCAAAAGAUAUAUUUCCGCCGGAAGAGGUAGUAUCAGCACUGCCCCGGGCGCAGAAGCGUCUAAUGCAGCUCUUGGCUAAAGGAUCAGCCAAUGACCCUCUAACAGCCCCAAAGUCUUGGUCAUUGGAUUUUUUACUUGCGCCGGAUUCUCUUCACUGGUCACCUGAUUACCCAUACCAUCUAUCCCAUGUAAAGUUCUCUCGCAAUGAACUCGACCCAUCCGACCCCCACAGCCCCAGCUCCAAGGUGUCUCCAAAGUACUUGUCGAACGGAAAGCGUGCGCAGGUCAACCUACCAGCUAGCGUCUUCUUCCGGAGCGUGGGCUACAAAUCCCUCCCUCUUCCAGGACUAGAGGAUCUUGGCAUUGACUUCGAUGCGCAGCGCGGUAUCAUCCCUAAUGAUGGCUUUGGCCGCGUAACGAGCUUGUCAAAUAAGGGCGAGUCUGAAAGUUUACCCGACGGAUCUCUCAUCUCCCACCUACCCGGCCUGUAUUGUGCUGGCUGGGUGAAGCGAGGUCCAACGGGUGUAAUUGCCUCGACAAUGACGGAUGCAUUCACUACUGCAGAUUCCGUUGUGCAAGAUCUGGCAAAAUGUGCCGAUUCAACUUCUUUGCUCCAUGCACCCAAACACAGCAGCGGUCUAGGCUGGGACGGUGUGAAAAUCGAGGCCCAGCGCCGUGGUCUACGGCCCACGUCGUGGCAGGACUGGCAACGAAUCGAUGCGGCAGAGCGAGAGAGCGGUCAACUAAAGGGUAAACCUCGAAAUAAGCUCGGGCGUGUAGAAGAAAUGUUGAAGGUACUUGAUUGA
Penicillium robsamsonii is the source of this 1599-nucleotide messenger RNA. RefSeq names its product NADPH-adrenodoxin reductase. The transcript is spliced from 3 exons. Gene Ontology annotation, biological process: ubiquinone biosynthetic process. The record is from RefSeq and is a predicted model, not a curated record. The coding region runs from base 1 to 1599 and encodes 532 amino acids. Gene Ontology annotation, cellular component: mitochondrion. NCBI's taxonomy places the organism in Eukaryota, Fungi, Ascomycota, Eurotiomycetes, Eurotiales, Aspergillaceae.